This is a messenger RNA of Hibiscus syriacus, 1992 nucleotides long. RefSeq lists its product as uncharacterized. The coding region runs from base 146 to 1909 and encodes 587 amino acids. The record is from RefSeq and is a predicted model, not a curated record. The transcript is spliced from 6 exons. Lineage: Eukaryota; Viridiplantae; Streptophyta; Magnoliopsida; Malvales; Malvaceae.
UUUAAAGUUAAAAUCAGAGUUCCAAUGGACUUGCACUACUCUGUUUUCUUUUGCUUCAACGUGAAAAAAAGAAAAGAACAUAUUGAUGGUUUAUAUCGAUGUGUAAAUAGAGAGAAGUUUUUGGUGAAUACCCAUUUUUAAUACGAUGAAUACGAGUUGUUUUAAUGCAUUUCUCUUUCAAAAGAUGUUCACUCUUUGUGGAUUUUUCUCGGUCUUCAUAUCUGCUCUGUUUGCUUUCUUAAGCAAAGUUUUCUGCAGGCUUUCACAAUCAAACAAUCCAAUUGAAGAGAAAACAGAUGAAGCUAAGCCUGAUGCUAUUGAAUUGAAGGGUGAAGAAGAAGAAGGAGAAGAAGAAAUGUUUGAAGAAAAACCUGAGUCACCAAAGUUUGUUUUCAAGUUUCAGUUUCAAACUCAAACUUUUGAAGAAUUCAGCAACAAGUUUAGAGAUGAUGAGAAUCAUUAUGCUAUUGGCCUGGAAUCUGAUCCUUCAAUAAGCAUAACAAAUACGUAUGAGUUUAAUCCAGGGAAUGAUUUCGGCUUCGUAAUGGAGAAUCCGAAGGAUUCCAGCUUUUGUGUCAAUGAAUUAUACGCUGAUCCCAGCGAUGGGUUGUUUCCAAAACAAGAUUUCUCGGAACAAAACGUGAAAAGUGAAGCUGUUAUCGUUGAAGAAACGACAGAGAAUGAAGAACAAAUAGAAGAAACUGUUGAUUCCAAGCAGGAAAGUGUGAAGGAUUCAAUUUCAAACGAGUUAGAGACUUUGUGGGAACAUCAGCAUCUGAUAGAACAGCUGAAAAUGGAGCUGAAGAAGGUUAGAGCAACGGGUUUGCCAACGAUAAUGGAAGAAUCAGAGUCUCCAAAAAUAAUGGAUGAUUUGAAGCCAUGGAAGAUUGAUGAAAAGUUCCAACAUGCUGAUACAAUGAGUGAGCUUCACAAGUUUUAUAAGAGUUACAGAGAAAGAAUGAGGAAAUUUGAUAUAUUGAAUUACCAGAAGAUGUAUGCAAUAGGGUUUCUCCAGUCGAAGGAUCCACUUGAAUCGAUUUCACUUCACAAAUCAUCCUCAUCUCUUCUGCACCAAAACUUGAGGCUCCGACGUCGAAAAAAGUCUGAUUUUGACCCCACGGCCAAGUUCAUCAAUGAGCUCAACGGUGAUCUGGAAAUGGUCUACGUAGGACAGCUUUGCCUUUCCUGGGAAAUACUUCAUUGGCAAUACGAGAAGGCCAUUGAAAUAUGGGAAACCGAUCGUUAUGGCCUACGCAGAUUCAAUGAAGUCGCUUCUGAAUUUCAACAGUUUCAAGUUUUGAUGCAAAGAUUCAUCGAAAACGAACCCUUCCAAGGCCCCAGGGUGCAAAACUACGUAAAGAACCGCUGCGUCCUUCGUAAUCUCCUUCAAGUUCCAGUUAUUCGAGAGGAUAGUAUGAAGGAUAAACGGAAAGGUAGAAGAAAAGCAAGGGACCAUGAGGUUGAUGAUGAUGCCAUUACGAGUGAUAUGCUAGUCGAGAUCAUGGAAGAAUCGAUAAGAAUAUUUUGGCGAUUCGUUCGAGCCGAUAAAGGUGCAAAUGUUGUGAUCAAGAAUUCCAGGAAAGGGACUCAAGUAGAACCUUUAGAACCAGCAGAUCUUGAACUACUAGCAGAGGUUCAAACCAGCCUGCAAAAGAAAGACAGGAAGCUUAAAGACAUUUUAAGGAGUGGGAACUGCAUAUUGAAGAAAUUGAAGAAGAAUCAUGAGGAGAAUUCAGAUAAUGUUCUUCAAUUCUUCUCUCAAGUGGAUCUGAAAUUAGUGGCAAGAGUGUUGAGCAUGUCAAAAGUGACCAAAGACCAACUCUUUUGGUGCGACAACAAAUUGAGCAAGAUUAAUUUUGUUCAUAGGAAGAUUAAUGUAGAACCAUCAUUUUUGCUCUUCCCCUGCUGAUAUAAUUCAUAUAUACACUCAAUACUUCCUUGUAUGAUCCCUAAGUUUAUAACUCUCCUCUAACUAUUAAUCUCAAUAUUGUU